Messenger RNA from Xyrichtys novacula (pearly razorfish), 6120 nucleotides. NCBI's taxonomy places the organism in Eukaryota, Metazoa, Chordata, Actinopteri, Labriformes, Labridae. The record is from the annotation of a GenBank genome assembly.
AGUAGUUGCUGAGACGAGCAGGGGGGACUGUCGUCUCGUAAAAACAUCUGAGCUGUCAUCUGUGAAUAAAGGGGUGGGAAGCCUCUCGAAUUGCCUCUCUUACAAACACAGAUGAAUUUGGAUCAUGAAAACUUUUUCUUAGAGCACAGAGGAAAUCUUCUACCUGUGCUUUUUUUUCUCUGACGAUGAUUUUACUAAAUCUAGUUUACGGUUCUGCUCUCCCACCUGUGCAUGAAUCUUUCUGAAAGUUUAUUGAAGUCUAGAGGGGAGUUAUUUCUUUAGCAGAGCUGCAGCCAUGCAGCAGGAGCUUCUCUUCAAAGUCCUGGUCAUCGGGGACUUGGGAGUGGGAAAGACGUCCAUCAUCAAGCGGUACGUGCAUCAGAUCUUCUCCCAGCACUACAGAGCCACCAUCGGGGUGGACUUCGCCCUGAAGGUGCUUCAGUGGGACACUGACACUGUGGUCCGUCUUCAGCUGUGGGAUAUUGCAGGUUUGUAAAUCUUUAACAGCUCCAUAAAGCUUAUCCUAGUUAACAGGUUAAAGGAGCAUCAGAUGGUUUCUAAGGAAAGAUCAGAGCAAAGAUUGAUCUGCUUGAGUUUGAGGAUCUUUGGCAUCAUAAUUAUCCAUUUGAAAAUGUAAAGGCAUCAAAACUGUUCGAGCUGCUUCUGGAAAUAAACUCAUGACAUUAAUCUGAUCACACCUAGAAGCAAGCAUGUGAACUUUAUUAAAGUUGUUAGAGUUCUCACAUGUCUUUCUUUCUUUCUUCUUUCGUUACCUCAAACUUAAAGAACAACAACAACAAAAAAACCAACUAGAAACAAAAACACCGAACAAAAUAAUACAUAUGUACACCAAACAAGUGUACCUGACAAAGAUAGAUUAACACAACAUAUGUAUGUCAAAAAUAAACAGUUUGAGAAGGAACAGAAUGAAGCAAAAAGCUUAUCUAGUCCUGCCCCUUCCUUGCAAAUUAGAGAUUAAAAAAAAGAAAAAAUCUAUUUGUAAAAGAAUUUAACACUUUUCUCCUCUCAAAGCUUUUACACCGUGUAAACUAAUAAUUAAAACAAUAGCAAACAGACAAUUAAAGUGGGAUAAGACAGGCACACGCAAACAUCUAUAUCUUCUUAUUGACUCCUUUGUAUGUAACAGCAAAUAUAUUUCAUUUUACAAAACUGUAUCAGGGCUAAAAAGAUAUAAAAGUGAAGUUUUAAUAAAUUUUUGGAAAGUGAUUUUGCUAAUGUGUGUCUGUCCGUUGGAUGCCCUGUUCCUCCCUGUCAUUUGAAGCCUGGUUGAGGAAUGUGGAUCUUGUGCCUGGCUGUGACUCAAGUAAUCCCAUGCUUAUAAUAUAAGUCACAUGGUAGCAGCUAUUGCACAAUACACACACACACACACAUGCGCACACAAACCCACACUACCUAUAUAUAUGUCACUAAUUAACCUUGCUGUGAGUUAAUUUAAUUUUACAGUCUUGAAAGGUGUCUUUAUGUGAAUACUCUGUGUGUGUGUGUGUGUGUGCGUGCGUGCGUGCGUGCGUGCGUGUGUGUGUGUGUGUGUGUGUGUGUGUGUGUGUGUGAUGGCUGCCCGUGUGUCCCAGGACAGGAGCGAUAUGGGAACAUGACUCGCGUUUACUACCGUGAGGCAGUGGGGGCGCUGAUGGUGUUUGACGUGACGAGGGCCUCGACGUUUGACGCUGUGCUCAAGUGGAAAGACGACUUAGAUUCAAAGGUGAAGCGUCUGAAGUUGAUCCAUCUACAACACACAAAGUUAAAGCUAAUGUGGGUGUCGUAGUUGAAGAAAAGUUGUCUCUACUCUUGAUAUUGAAUCGUCCACCUUAAGCCAAGAGGUCAAGACUGUGGAAAAAAUCUAAGACUGAUCUAAAGAUUUAAUUGAGAAUUAUUGACUGUGAUGCCAAAAAAACAACCCCAACACACCAUCACUCUCGUGUUUUCUUAUCCAUCUUGUCUGUAAUUGUUUGAAAGUGUAAGACUCAUUUACAGCUUUCAGAAGUCGGUGUGUGAAAGCUGUGUUUGAAGGUGCUGUCUCAACACCCACGCUAGUCUAAAAGAAGAAUAUAACAGCUGCUAUAUUAAAAGGCUGAGUCACAACAAUCAGCGUCUGUGUUAAUAUGUUGUUUCCUGGAAGGCACGGGGUUGCACUGGGUUGAACAAAUCACAUAGUUGGUUGAAAGUGAAUUAAAGUGACUCCACUUAAGUUGAAGUAGUACCUUAUUAUUUCACUGACAUUAAGACUUGACAUUAAAACUGAUUUUUUUGUGUUCACUCCUUGUAACAAUAGUCCUACAAUGAUCAUGUAACUGGUCACAGGAGAUCAACUUUUAUGGAAAUUGACAAUCUAAUACAAGUUCGUUUUGUUGGCUAAAAAUUUUUGGUUUGUGUUGAUUUUGGUGCCCCCUGUUGACAAACCAGUCUUUGCCUUCUGACAAAACAUCAUACCCUGCUGACUCCUGAUAGUCAAAUUCAUCAUUUAUUAAGAACAUUUUAUGCGGAAAAUGUGAAAUUAAAUCUCUGUUUCUUCAGCUGCUUGGCGACCCUCCCAAACAAAAGGCAAUAAAAAUUUUUAAAUCAAGUUUGUCAUUCUUGUCCCUAGAUUGGAUUAGAUUUGAUUAGAUUAGAUUAAAUUUGAUACUAGCUUAUUUGUCUUCAAGGGAGUUCCCUCAAGGAAAUCAAAAAAUAGGCACCAAUAUGAAUUUCCGUCUGUUACAUAAGCGUCCAAAAACUUCGCACAGGAGAUUUAUGUUUGUGCAGAAAUUUAAAGGAGGAGUUCUUAGCAAGUGAUGAAACUACCUAACAUUCAUACAAAUGUCUCCCUGUGAUUUACAAAAGAAAACAAGACCAAUAGUAACAAGAUAAAUUAUUUACACAGAGUUAGUUUUAAGACUAACUCUGUCUUAAAUAUGUCUAUUGAAGGAUACAACAAUUACAGCAUUGUGGGAUUUGUGUAGAAGAAAACAGUAUUAGCGAGAUAGACAUUUUUAAAACAAUUUUUAACUAGCUGUUAAAUAUUCCUACAGUAACAUUUAACUAAUGCUGAAAGACGUGGCGUAAUAUCACACCUUGUGCCUGUUUUUUUAUCCCCCUCAGGUGACCCUGAACCAUGGGAGACCAGUUCCAACUGUGCUAUUGGCCAAUAAGUCCGAUCAGUUGGCUUAUCAGACGCCCAAACUGGACUCCUUUUGCAGAGAGAACGGCUUUGUUGGCUGGUUUGAGACUUCGGCAAAGGUAUGAUAGCAGGGACGCUGGAUUCUUAGAUCACAACAGUGGAAUAGAUAUCCAAAGUAAGUUAAACCAGAAUUUGACACUGACUGAAAACUGCCACUCAUUUAACAGUUUUGGUCCAGAUAGGAGUCCCCUCCUCUGAAUAUAGCGUGUCCAUAAAAUCUGUGAAAACUAAAACUUACUGGAGAAAAUGUGAUUACUCAAAUCACGGUUGUUGCUGUACUGAAAAAAAGUGUUGUUUACUGAGCACACAGGAGCUUUUUGGAGGAAUGUCUACAGUCAGAUGUGAAAUAGUCUCCUGCUUAUCCCUCACAGUCAGACCCCGUCUAAUGAGUUACACACCAGAGUGAGAUCCAGAUUGAACUCAGCCGACUGGUCAGACGUAACAGGACAGAAAUAACAGUUUCCCUUGUGUGUCAGAGUGAAACCUACAAGUUUUAUCAAGACGGUUUAGUUUAAAAGUACGUUAUUUUGAUGAUAAUAAAACAAGGCUUUACAUCUACAGAAGGAAUAAACAGAUAAAUCGCACAGUCCUUCUCGAUGCUUCAGUCUCAUUUGUCUUGUUGUGACCUUAAACUGGUUGUAGGAACAUUCGUCAGCUAAAGGCCUAAUUAUUCUCCUGUGAUUGUACUUUUGGGAUGUUCUAUUCAACACAAAAUAAAUUUAAAUGUGUUUUUUUGGUGACAUUUAAAGGGAUAUUCUGGCGUGAAUUCAAGUUACAGUCAAACACACCACUGAGUUAGACACCCCCUCGAGAGAUGAAUUUUGCCGACUGCUUGCUUCUCUAGUUAUACCAACUUUAGUAACGACCACAGAUAGCAAAACACAGUGGUCUAUGUCUUCACGUGCAAACCUCAACCAAAACGCCACUCUAUAGCCACAAAUAAUGCUCAGAACAGCACCUAACUUCAUCAACAGUACAUAUAGGGUCCCAGCCAUAGUACUAGCCACCAAACAUCUUUUUAACUUCAACUGAUUUCUUUAGCAGAGAGACUAAACACAACUCACCCACUCUCCUCCAGCAGCUGCUUGUUUGUUGUGGAGCCCUGAUGAGGCGAUCACAGAGUGCAGCAGAGUUUCGCAGCUCAAGGAAGAACAUUUAUGAUCAUUUACUUCAUGGAAGUUUAUUUCUGUGGUUGAGAUUGAAAUCUGGAACUCCCUACAGAAUAAUUAAAAGGGCAGCACAAACAUAUUUCAGUUCAAAACAAAGUAUAAUAACAAAAUAUGAACCCGACGAGUAGUGUUUUGUAAUAUGCAUAUGUUCAUUUGGUUGUAAUAUUGUUUGUAAAGUUAUAGGAAAAUAACCUGAAGUGGACAGACCAUCUUAUAUAAUUGUUUAUUUCUGUUUUGAGUGAGGGGCAGGUAAAAUAAGCUUUGUCUCUACCAGCUCCCUUCCGGUCAUGUGCUGUGCUACAUUUGUUACGUGCCUUUUGUAUGGAAAUGCUUAAAAAUGGCCAUGGGCAGAACAAAUAAAAAACGAAAACAAAAUGCAAUCAGACCGAGACGCUAAGGCAGAAGAACUACCAUGUCUGCAGCGCAAAAUGAUUAUUAUGAUGAUUAUUAGUUCAGGGAAAUGAUCCGCUGCACUCAGUGAUCGACUCGUCAGGGCUCCCCCACAAACAAGCGGCUGCUGGAGGUCAGUGGGUGAGUUGUGGAGACGUAGACUGCUGUGUAUUGCUAUCAUGUGGCCAUUACUAAAGUUGGGGUAACUAGAGAAGCAAGCAGUUGUCAACAUUUAUCUCUCGAGUGGGUGUCUAACUUGCCGUUACAGUGUGUUUGACCAUAACUUAAUUUUACGCUGGAAUAUCGCUUUAAAUACCUUCAUGAAAGUCUAAGCGAUGCUAGUCUAGAUAUUUCCCUCUUACCCACAUAUACUGGCCUCAUGGCAGUACUGGAUCUUCAGUCACACCAGUAGUUUUGGCAGCUAGAGUCACUGUGACUGUGUGUACAAAAACCCCUGCAUUGCAGUCUAUCUAAGAGUUCUGGAGUCACAACACCUCAGUCCAAACAAAGGUAUUACAUCUGCUGACUAAUGCUUUAGUGUUUCCAAGACUUGUCGUACAUCAUCUCUUUACAUUUGUCUUCAUGUCUACUUGCUCUCAGGAAAACACAAACAUCGAGGAGGCCGUCUGCUGCUUGGUCGAGCACAUCCUGAACAACGAGGAGAGCCCGAUAACAGAAAGAGAUCCCGGCUCCCUCGUCUUAUCCGGCUACACCAACACCAAGAAGAACCGUUUCAGUUGCUCGUCCUGUGUGAAAUGGUGACUGAAAACCCGGAGGUGGACAGCUUUUCGACUCAGGGACUGUUUGUAAAAUGCUGUUGUCGUGGUGAUGUGUAAGGAUAUGAAACAGUUGGUUAUAACGGUAUGAUGUGUUCACACUAAGAUCACCACAACAGACCUGUAAGGCACAAAAAAUAGAUAUUAGCAUUAGAAGAGAAUAAUAAAAUUCGACACAUAGGUCAUGAUUAUUUAUGUUUAUGAAAGUCUUUAUAAUGUUUCUGUUUAUUUAAAAGAAAAAUAGGAUUUGAAUUUGAUCUGUUCUGACUGUAUUUUUAUAUAUUUUAGUUAUGGGUUACAGUUUAAAGUAAAAAAUACAUAUAUUAAGGCUUGUUACUAAAAGACUGCUGUGCCAUACAAACCAUGCAGUCGUACUUUUCUCUUUAAAGUUAUAAAGUUUGAAUAUUAAAAAUAAUAAUAAUAAUAAUAAUAAUAAUAAUAAUAAUAACUGCACAAAUUUCUUACCUAAAAUUCAUGUAAGCUGCCUGUAUGCGCUCACCUAGUUUAAUGUAAAACAGUGUCAUAGUGCUUGAGUCCAAACAACAUGGGCAUGUCCAACGAAGUAUUUAAAAGACAUGAAAAUAAAAACAGCUGCAAAUGCUCCAAA